This is a messenger RNA of Erpetoichthys calabaricus (reedfish), 952 nucleotides long. RefSeq lists its product as uncharacterized. The record is from RefSeq and is a predicted model, not a curated record. Bases 248 to 952 code for a protein of 234 amino acids. The transcript has 3 exons. NCBI's taxonomy places the organism in Eukaryota, Metazoa, Chordata, Cladistia, Polypteriformes, Polypteridae.
AUGUUGGAUGUUGUUGGUAACUGAAAAAAGAUUAUUUGUUAAAUGUUUGUAAAUCCUUUUGAAAUAAACAGGAUGAAAGAACAAAUCAAAACAUCAAACGUGCACUGAGAAAAUAUGUUAACGAGAGCCACAAUGACUGGGACCUCCAUCUUCCUGCAGUUGUACAUGGCAUCAACACGGCUAGGCAGGUGGGUACACAUGCCCCGGUUGACAAUCUUCUAAUGUGUUUGACCUUUCAUUAGUCCUAAUGCAGUGUGCUAAUGGUGAACAUUUUAUAACCAGUCUUCAACAUGGUACACUCCAUACUUCUUUCUUUUUUCACCGACUUCCGCGCCUACCAGAAGUUUCAAAAGCCUGUCCAAUGGGAGAAACUAUUGACAUUGGAGAUCCAGAAGAAGACAUUGACACCAGAGUUAAAGAAAUUACAGCUUUGAAUGAAAAGAUUCUCAAGAAUAUUGAGAAGGCACAGACAAGACAACAGAGGUCUUAUGGGAACCGUAAAAGGAAGUUGGGGAAAACGUGUACAGUCAAUGUUGGGGAUUCUGUCCUUAUUUCUGAAAACCCAAAAAAGCAGUGUCUGAAACCGAGCCUUGCCAGCCGUCACCAAGGGCUUUUUACUGUAUCCAGCAUCUCUUCAAAAGGUGUCGCUACGGUCAUGAAAGACGACGAAAAGCACCAUCAGCUCAGUGUCUCACGUCUGAGGCCGUACUACAGUUUAGAAAAUCGUGGAGCAACUAAGGAUUGCUGUCUUCAGGACCAUCGAUAUUGGAUGUCUUCUCAAGCAAAUGACCAUCCCUAUGCUUGCUUAGGAGAUAAGUGGGAGAAGGAUUUGGGGCCUUUUCAGGAUGAACUGGCAAGUGCCCUGUCACCUUUGCAUUAUUGCUUAAUUAAUGGAAAUUUAAUUGUGGUUUUACAGCCAGCUUGCAGUGUUUUUAUGAACAUCUUUUAUUAA